CAUAGUGGGCGAGCAUGCUCACAAAGGCAGAGGAGCGGAGCUAACAGAACAUUCCUGAGAGGGGCAGAGCUAACAGAACAUUCCUGAGAGAUCUCCUUAAAAAAACGUUUUGGUACCUUGGGCAGAAGCGCUACCCAGCAACACAAAUUUACAUUUCUGGAACAAAACAUUCUGUGGAAAAAAACAUGGAGGCAAGGGACUUGGCCAGAUAUCCAGACAUUACUGCAUCAGAGUGGCAAGGAAAUCUGGUCUGCUGUGAACUUCAGGAAGAAGAGGAAACAGUCAGUUUCAGAGAUAUCUUUCCAUGGUCAGCUGGACCCAAGGCAGAAGUGUCACAGCAGAAGAACAUGGCAGAAGAAAGCUUCUCAUCUUAUUUCAUCCAGGAAAUAGAAAGAGUGAGGAACCCAGGGAGGAAGGGAGCAGAGACCAGUCCGACCGGGAGGAGGGCAGUGUAGUCUCCUUGGUGCUACGGAGAUCUCCAACCAGGACAGUUCUCUCUCUUGGGGCCUCUCCUGUCCUGCCCUUGAGUGUCCUCGCCUCCUAGGCCUCUCGUAUCCAAUACCGUGGGGCGAGGUGAGAGCAGGCCCGGGGAGGGUGAUCAGUCGGAGGAGCUGCAGUCUCUACGAAGAUGAUAGAAGUACUGUCAACAACUGACUCCCAGAAACUGCUACACCAGCUGAAUAUCCUGUGGGAACAGGAGGCCAGAUGUCAGCCAAAGGUCUGCCGCUUGAGACUAAUUGAAUCUGCACAUGAUAAUGGCCUUAGAAUGACUGCAAGACUGAGGGACUUUGAAGUGAAAGGUCUUCUUAGUCUAACUCAGUUCUUUGGCUUUGAUACAGAGACAUUUUCUCUAGCUGUGAAUUUACUGGACAGAUUCCUGUCUAAAAUGAAAGUACAGCCCAAGCACCUUGGGUGUGAUGGACUGAAAUGCUUUUAUUUGGCUGUAAAAUCAAUAGAAGAGGAAAGAAAUGUCCCAUUGGCAACUGACUUGAUCUGAGUAAGUCAGUAUCGGUUCACGGUUUCAGACUUGAUGCGAAUGGAAAAAAUUGCAUUGGAGAAGGUGGAUUGGAAAGUCAAAAGCUACUAUUGCCUUUCAAUUUCUACAACUCUGUUAUUCACUCAUUUAAGAGAGCUUGCCAUUUGAAAGGAAAAAUAGCCUAACUUUUGAAAGACUAGAAGCUCACCUUAAGGCACCCUUCUGUGUUGGCCUUAUCUAUCAUUAGAAAUCCAAGCACAGAAAUGUGUAGAGUUAACAGAAGGAGUAGAAUGUCUUCAGAAACAUUCCAAGAUAAAUGGCAGAGACCUGACCUUCUGGCAAGAGCUUGUAUCCAAGUGUUGAACUAAAUAUUCAUCAAACAAGUGUUCCAAACUGAAUGUUCAGAAGUUGAAGUGGAUUGUUUCUGGGCUUACUGCAUGGCAACUGAAGUAUAGCUACUAUAGAAUAACUCACCUUCCAACAAUUCCUGAAACAAUUUCUUAAUUAGUAACUUUGGUUGUUA
Heterocephalus glaber (naked mole-rat) is the source of this 1499-nucleotide messenger RNA. Lineage: Eukaryota; Metazoa; Chordata; Mammalia; Rodentia; Bathyergidae. The record is from RefSeq and is a predicted model, not a curated record.